This is a messenger RNA of Cheilinus undulatus (humphead wrasse), 1248 nucleotides long. RefSeq lists its product as uncharacterized. The coding region runs from base 67 to 1236 and encodes 389 amino acids. The record is from RefSeq and is a predicted model, not a curated record. The transcript is spliced from 4 exons. Lineage: Eukaryota; Metazoa; Chordata; Actinopteri; Labriformes; Labridae.
CACUGGUCUAUUGUAGGAUAGCUCUUUCCAUAAUCGCUUGUCUUUUGUUUUGAAAGUUUGUCAGUAAUGUCUCCGAAAAAGUGCUCGGUUGUCGGCUGUGAAGAAACAUCGCAUUUAUUCUCUUUACCUAAAGAUGAAAGCGUCAGGAAACACUGGGAGGACUAUCUCGUUACUGCCCACAGAGCUGCUCUAGCCAACGAGUCUGUCUGCACCAAAAACCAGGAGGACUCUCUGUUUCGUGCAGGACUUCUUGGAGCAGACCUCUGUGUUUGUGCACGGCACUUCACAGAGGACUGUUUCGACAACAGAGCCCAGUUUUCAGCAGGUUAUUCGACCCUCUUAAGGCUUAAAAACGGAGCUUUCCCAUCUAUAAAAAAUGAAUGCAAAGAGGAGACAGACGAGCUAGCUAUUUCAUUGGAGGAGCUCCCCUUGACCUCUAUGAAAGAACGAGCCAGCCCUGCUGAAUUACUACCUUGUCCUCCACUUACGGCCAAUGUUAAGACAGACACCUCAGACCUUAUUUCUACAAGAUCUAUUGAAGUGCACCCCUCACGUCUGAUGUUGUCUACUGGCACACAGUGUCACAACAGUGUCUCUACAUCGUCAGUUGGAACACAGUCCUCUAUAAUGAUGUUGUCUACUGGAACACAGUGUUGCUUGAAUAUUCCUACAUCAUCUGUUGGAACGCAGUACUCAAUUAUGAUGUUGUCUAUUGGAACGCAGUGUGACUUGGACAGUACUUGGACUAAAAUUGAUACAACACAGCUGGCUAAUAAUAAUACACUGAGGAACUGGAGAAGUAAAGGUGAAGAGGUCGGACUUUGCUAUAAAGGUAAACGCAAGGACAGCACAAAGCAGCAUGUAGAGUUUCAGCAGCCAUCAUCACCUGGAGGUGUCAGACCAGAAAAGAGGCCACGCACUGAACAUUCACAGGAGGAGGAGGAAGACGAAGAAAGUAUUUCUGAUAUUUUACAGUCUGAUGUCUCUUUGACAGAACAGCCUGAAACAAGAGAGUCACAGUCCACAAGUGGUUCUGAUCGGCCCAAGUACAUUGUGUUUGAGAACUGCCUCAGAGACCUCUUCAAGACCUGUCCCAGGUGCAGGCAGGAGUGUGAGAUGCAGCAGCAGAGACUGGGGACUUCCCUGUCCUUCAGUCAGUUCUGCCCGAACUGCAAGUACAGCAGAAAAUGGCAGAACCAGCCAGUUGAAGCAAGCAUUGCAACAGAUCCCAGCUGAUCUGGGGAUAGU